Molecule: messenger RNA, 1254 nt
Organism: Athene cunicularia (burrowing owl)
Lineage: Eukaryota; Metazoa; Chordata; Aves; Strigiformes; Strigidae
Product: zona pellucida-binding protein 2-like
Biological process (GO): acrosome assembly; binding of sperm to zona pellucida
Cellular component (GO): acrosomal vesicle; zona pellucida receptor complex; extracellular region
Source: RefSeq, a predicted model, not a curated record
AUGAACCAGCUCACAGGAGAGCUGGGCUCUGACCUGCUGAGCCCUUCGGCAGGUCUCAGAGAACGGCCUGGCAUCACCAGGGUUAAUUCCGAGUGGGGGAGAGUGCUCUGUGCUCCGGGUGUCUGGCCAGAGCUUGGGGGACCCAGGGUGUUGGGAACCACGGGGAUCCUGACUUUGGUGUUUUGUAGCUGCUCGGGACAGCCAGGGUCCCUGCCUUGGGACCUGCCAGCCAUCUCCAGCUGGGAACACCGAGGGGGUGACGUCUUCAUCCACAUGGAGAGCAGCCUGUAUUCACUGCCCUGCAGCCCUACCAGGAUGGAGGCGGCUGAUCACACCUACCACGGGGUCCAGGACAGGGCAGGGCCCAACUUGUUGUCAGUCACCAAAGAGGGACAUCUCCUCUUCCGCCACUUCCAAGCUGGCAAGAGUGGGAAGUACUCCUGCACCAUCUCCCACAUGAAGCACGGUGUCCCUGUGUCCCAAACAUUUCACUACAGCAUUUUAGGCUACCAUGUGCUUGGAGGCCUGGACACUGUGCUGCUCUUGCACAGCAAGCUCUGGGAUAAGUGAACCAGAAAGUUCCUGUGGGGUCUACAGGAUAAGCUGAGGCAGCGAGAGAUCGAGCAGCACUGCAAACUCCAGGGCACUGCCACCUGCUUGCCCUUGCUCAGCAGCCCUUCGGAUACGUUCAUCAGCCAAGCAUGGCUGGAAGUGUCUCUCUUUGGGCCCCACUGGGACAAAUACUGCAGCUCUCAGGACAUGGAGACAGUCAGAGGCUGCUACCACAGAACAGCCCGGCACAACCUCGGGCAGGUCCAGCUCGCCCUUACCAGGUUCUUCAAGGAGCACAAGUCCUUCCGUAUCACUGGGGCUGAUAUCCCCAGCAUCAUCUUCACCAACGAGUUUGUUGGCUUCUUAAAAACCAAGCAGUGCAGCUGGAGUUAUGGGCAGACCAAGCAGCUGCAAAGAUGUCUCGACUGUUGCAUUGUAUGCCCACCAGGGAUGUACAGCCCUCUUAAGAACAGCCAGUGCUCCCCGAGCCCUGUUGGGACCUACAGCCUGACCUACGGGGUGGCACUUUGCACUCCCUGAAAGGACAGCAUGAUCACCGUGGUGCCAGGUGCCAUAUCCAUGACAGACUGUGUCAAGAAGGAAAGGACCAAGCAGGCUGUCUCCAUCACACACAGGAUCUCAGUCCUGUUUCUUAUCAUCUUGCCAGCAAUACUAGCCAUCAACUUUCUCUUCAUCCUGUAA